This is a messenger RNA of Mollisia scopiformis, 2580 nucleotides long. RefSeq names its product ANTH-domain-containing protein. Gene Ontology annotation, biological process: clathrin coat assembly; vesicle budding from membrane; clathrin-dependent endocytosis. Lineage: Eukaryota; Fungi; Ascomycota; Leotiomycetes; Helotiales; Mollisiaceae. Gene Ontology annotation, molecular function: 1-phosphatidylinositol binding; phosphatidylinositol-4,5-bisphosphate binding; SNARE binding. The coding region runs from base 498 to 2381 and encodes 627 amino acids. The transcript is spliced from 6 exons. Gene Ontology annotation, cellular component: clathrin-coated pit; clathrin-coated vesicle. The record is from RefSeq and is a predicted model, not a curated record.
GACGCUGCAAGUGACAACGCAGCCAGACCACGGACCUUUGCCACUAGAGACUCAGAGUACAAGCCACUUCCAGACUCUCUCAUUGUCUUCAACCUGCAGCCAUAGUCCAACGAACUCGGGGUUCAUAUUCAAGACGCCAUGAGAGAUUCGAAAUUUGAUAUUCACCACUAUGCCCCCGUUCUUUGAGUUCCUGUGACGCACGCAAACCCUCUUAGUGUCGUCGUCUAAUAAAUUCCCGAUCUUCAUUUCCAAGUCCCCAGAUUGCGCAGCAGGCCGAGCAACCCAGCAAGUCUUCCGACAACGAAGCUCGACCAAAGCAAACAUUGCUUCCACCUGCAACAUUCGAACCAACAAGCUCUUGUUCCGGAUCAACGUGAGCCACGAAACGAAACAAAAGCCAUCAGGUUCCCCCGCAUCUGCGCAACCCGAAAGAGCCUGUUUCCCCAACGACCAGAGGCUGUCGCAAGCCUGGCCUGGUCUGGCAGCCGUGAUUUGAGAUGGCCAGCUCCUUCGAGAAGUCUGUGAAGGGCGCGACGAAGAUCAAGGCGGCGCCUCCGAAGUCCAAAUACAUCGAGCAUAUUCUAAUUGCGACACAUUCGGGGGAAAAUGGAGUGGCCGAGGUGUUCCGAGCGCUCCAGAACCGGUUGCGAGAUUCAACGUGGACCGUUGUUUUCAAAAGCUUGAUCACAGUGCACCUUAUGAUACGGGAAGGCUCGCCGGAUGUUACGUUGGCAUAUCUGGCACGGCAUAGAAGCAUGUUGGCUAUAGGAAGCUUUUCUGAUGUCCAAACCCAAGGUCGGAACAUUCGCCAUUAUACCAACUAUCUCAUGGAGCGAGCCAGAGCGUACAGAGAUACCAAAUGCGAUUUCGUUCGCGGGGCAGAGAAUAGGUUAGAGAAGAUGACGGUUGACAAGGGCCUACUCCGCGAGACGGAAGCCGUUCAACAUCAAAUUACGGCUCUAUUGAAGUGCGAUGUUUUGGACAACGAACCAGAGAACGAAAUAACCAUUACCGUUUUUCGUAUGUUGGUGCUAGAUCUAUUAGCAAUGUUUCAUGUCAUGAACCAAGCUAUGAUCAAUAUUCUAGGCCAUUUCUUUGAGAUGUCAAAACCGGACGCUGAGCGUGCUAUGGAGAUUUAUAACAACUUUACGAAGCAAACGGACUUUGUCGUUCAGUAUCUCAGUACCGCUCGCCAGUACGAGCAUCAGACCCGAGUCGAGGUUCCAAAAUUGAAGCAUGCUCCUGUAAAUCUUGGAAAACAAUUACAGGAGUAUCUCAAGGACGAGGAUUUUGAAAUCAACAGAAGACAGUACUUGGCGGAACAAGAAUCGAAAGGAAGUCGGACAAAUGGUGCAGGAACCAAAGCAUUUUCGACUCCUGCUAAAAGCGACGCGGAAUCCCGAGCUGCUGCAGGACGAGCAUUUCCUGACGCCUCCAACCAAUCAGCUACGAAGACCUCUGCACCCGCGAAAGGACCUGAUCCUGAUCUCAUAGACUUUUUUGAUUCGAUAGAGCAAAAUCAGCAGACUAUGGCGACUCAACCCGGAAUGCAGCAACAGGCACCUCAAUUCAACAAUGCUUUCCAGAUGCAACAGCCUCAACAGCUUCAGCAGAACGGGUUCGUAUCACAACCGACUGGUUUCCACAAUCCGAAUCAGUUCAAUCAGCAACAAGCUUUUAGCAAUGGAUUUGCCGGAAUGCAGCAACCACAGCAGCAGCCCCAGCCCCAGCAACAACAACCUCAACCUGUUCAGCCCAACUUUACCGGGGCUGGCUUUGGAGGUUAUACUCCUCAACCUGCAUUCCAACCAGGAGGUCUUUCUUCCAUCCCCCAGGAUUCGGCGGUCAAUUUUCAACAGCAAAUGCCCCAACAACAACUCGGACCCGUGCAGACAGGUGCACAGCAGACCACGAACCCUUUCCGCCAGUCGAUGAUGAUGGCAAGUCCUACGGGAAUGCAAGGACCGUCAUUCCCGGCAUCGCCUCCUGUCACAUCCCCCAUAACCCGCCAAUCUACGAAUCCUUUUGCUAAGUCAAUAUCUCCACCAGUUCAACCAUUCUCUCCACCACCUGAUCAGCAGUACCAACAACAGCAGCAACAAACCCAACAGACUGCAGCACCUUUGCGGUCAAUGGCAACUGGCACUAAUCCAUUCGCAAAGAACUUAGCUAUGAAUUCUGCACAACGGCCCCAGACAAGUGCAGGUCUGGCGCCCCAGCCAACAGGAAGCACGAAUCCGUUCCGUCAGAGUCAGUUUGUCAAUACUGCAACGGGAACGGGCUGGCAGCAUGCACAACAACCAAUGGGCGGUGGUCUAGAUAAUUUAGAAACAGUGCCGGUCUUUCCAAGGCCGGCGCAACAACAAGCUUGGCAACAGUAAGUGGAGGUAAUAAGAGCGUCUUUUUAGGGUGAUGAAGAUCAUAGCAUGGCGUUAGGAGAUAAGUUUGAUUCACAAUGCGAGCUAGGUAGAUGGAUCAGCAAGCACCAAAAUGCUUAAUGUGGUAUUACAUGGCCUUAAGCCAUAGAUGAUCAGACUACCGAUAUUGGAGUCUAAUGAGAAGACCCGACCACGCUGUAAU